Molecule: messenger RNA, 4193 nt
Organism: Paramuricea clavata
Lineage: Eukaryota; Metazoa; Cnidaria; Anthozoa; Malacalcyonacea; Plexauridae
Source: the annotation of a GenBank genome assembly
CUCCAUGUUAACACUCGAACACGUUUUGAACGUUUGAGAAGAAAGGGUGAUUGUGAAGUAGGAAGGUUUGAGGUAAGCAAUGGAAGUUUCUUUGAUCAUGAAAAUGUUUCACAGUGUUAUAACAUCAUAGUGACUUAUUAUUUACGGCACUUUUCUGCGCCGAUUACGCAAUAUGACGCAAUAAUCUUUUCUGGUAGUGUUUAGACAGUGCUUUUUUAUUUAUUUUUUAAAUUAUCUGUGCCAGUGUAGGUAGUGGCAAUAAUAUGAACAAGCUUUCGUUGGUAGGAAUGCAACUAUCUGAAAAAUAUAAGGAGAAUUUCGACGUUUCGAGCAAGGCCCUUCGUUUCUCCAUUUAGACAGGUUUCAGAACACUUUUCAAAGUUUCCCGUUGCUAAAAGGAAGUUUGAUCAUAUAGUGAAAAAAUACAUAAUGUUCUUAAAUCUUACUUUACGUGCAAAUUUUACUUCAAAGUUGCUUUUUGGUAAAAUAUAAUUUAUAACGCGCGCCGAAGAUUACUGCCUAAGGCUAUAUAUUUAUAUAACUGAAUGAAGAUACCGCUAUGAUUAAUUAAACCAAGCGUUUCGUGGUUCGAUCUGUUUUUAUGUGCUGUUCAUGUAAACAAUGAGGAUUGAAUCAAUAAUUUAGUUAAUAAAGUUCUUCAUUCACUGCCUACCUUUAGCUUUGUUGUAAACAACUUUGAAUAUUUUUUGAUCAUGCUAGGCUUCCUCCUUGGUAUAGUGCUGCCUUCAACUUUGGAAUUCUUUGAUCACGUUUUCCUGAAAGGAAUGUGAAAAAGAAACGUUAUUUCAUUUCCAUUUACUUAUCGAUCAGCUGUAGCGCGUAUAGUUUAAAACUAGGAGUUCAAAGGGAAUUAAGAAACCUUUCUCCCUCGGUUAAUUUAAACAAUAAAAAUUUCCAUCUUUUAAGAUUGAUGAAAAGAGUCCGAUUUUUUCCAAGCAAAGAUUGAGGCAACUAUACAAGCUAAUUAAAAAUGUCAAAAUUUGAUCUUCCUCAUGGAUGCAGAAACAUGAUUAAGAUAUAGUUAAUUCUUUUAUGAAUUUAAACAAUAUCAGAACACUUUUUUUUCAUUUUUUUUUUGUCUUGAUCUAUAUUCAAUUGGCACCGAUAAUAUAGGCUUUCCUUUGGGCAAAAAUAUGCUAGUUCUCUGUAUAAUACUCCUCUUCUUAUUGCCUGUAUAUAAUCAGUUGUCGUCGGCAAUUACGAAAAGAACAUUUAAAGACAAUAAAACCCACGUCCUUUUUAUGAACUGCAACAAGACUAAAACAGACUUCAUUUCUAACUGUUACACUUUUAAUUAAACAUUCAUAACUUCCUCCAAUAAAAUGCGUUUCCUAAUUAAACGCCCCAAUUUUAAAUGAGCCUACUUUCUAAAUAAAGACAUGGCAUGUCCCACGCACUCUCUAAGCACGCUGUUUUCUAAAUUAGAAUUAAAUAAGACAGCUGCUGUCUGUAGCAACGGGGAAGGACGGUUUAUUAUAGAGGACACGUGCACGUCCAAGACUCAAAAGCCCACUCCAUCGUUAAAUUUAUUUUCUAAUAAUAGAACGUGAAAAAAUUAAGGAUAGUAUGUUAUAUUUUAAGGAGAAAAAUCGUGCUUUAUUUAAAACCGAAGAUGUGGAAGAUAAGUGUUAUCCUUUUGGCUUUUCUACUGACUGUCAUAAAUGGAUUGUAUUUACGGAAAAAUACAUAUGAAGGUACUUAUAUAAUAUUGUGAGGCAUGUUCCAUACGUUAAUUAAUUCAGACGAAUUUAAUUCGUUAUUAAAUUCGUCAAUUGUUCGACACUAAAGUGGUUUCGUUUCAAACGACGAAUUUAAUUCAAACGAAUUAAUUUCAUGUCUAGCGAUCAUGGAUUACCCAGAAGUAAAAACCACGAGAUCAGAAAGAGAGAAACAGACUUUAAGUACUAUUAAAAGUACGAGUAAGAGUGUUUUAUCAUAUAUAAAACCACGACACGCUUAUGAUUUUUCUUUGUGUUUUCCUCCUGAAUUAUUAAUGAGUUUUUUUGGUUUUUCAUUCCUACCCACUACCCGUGGGUGCGCCUCUAAUCCAAGAUCAUUGGAGCUAGAGUGACUAAAGAAACAGCAACUUUGGUUUAUUUUGCCAUCUGCAGCCUAGACCUAGGUCUUCUAUUUUUAUUUUUAUUCUUAUUUUUAAUAUUCAGCGCUUUCUCACAUGAAAAGAUUGGGACCUGGUGCCAUCUGUAAUCACUGGUCUUGAUUUCAUUGUUAACGUUUAUUUUCAGAGGAUGACAAGCGCAGUUUUUUCCCAGGAGUAGACUGUACGACGAAUUCAGACUGCCAAGCGUUGGGAAUAUUUGACACGUGUCUGAUAACGGCAUCGACUGGACGUGGAAACUGUGUUGUUCAGGAUGGUAAGAUAUUAAAUCUGGGAACAUUGCUUGCUAACCAUCUUGGCCUCUUGCAUGGGCAAACCAGAAAACAUUGUUUCCUAGCAAUGUUUCCGAAGGUGGACAAAUCUGGAAACGUGGAAACUGUGUUGUUCAGGAUGGUAAGAUAUUAAAUCUGGGAACAUUGCUUGCUAACCAUCUUGGCCUCUUGCAUGGGCAAACCAGAAAACAUUGUUUCCUAGCAAUGUUUCCGAAGGUGGACAAAUCUGGAAGCAUUGUUUCCUAGCCAUGUUUCCGAAGGCGGACGAACCAGGAAACAUUGUUUCCCAGCCAUGUUUCCCGAAGAUGGACAAACCAGGAAGCAUUAUUGUUUCCUAGCCAUGUUUCCCAAAUGUGGACAAACAAGGAAACAUUGUUUCCUAGUCAUGUUUCCCGAAGGUGGGCAAAUCAGAAAACAUUGUUUCCUAGUCAUGUUUCCUGAAGGUGGGCAAAUCAGAAAACAUUGUUUCCUAGCCAUGUUUCCGAAGGUGGACAAAUCAGGAAGCAUUGUUUCCUAGCCAUGUUUCCAGAAGGUGGGCAAACCAGGAAGCAUUGUUUCCUAACCAUGUUUUCUAAAUGUGGACAAACCAAGAAACAUUGUUUCCUAGUCAUGUUUUCCGAAGGUGGGCAAAACAGGAAACAUUGUUUCAAAUGUGGACAAACCAAGAAACAUUGUUUCCUAGUCAUGUUUUCCGAAGGUGGGCAAAACAGGAAACAUUGUUUCCUAGCCAUGUUUGCCAAAGGUGGACAAACCAGGAACCAUGGUUUCCUAGCCAUAUGUUUUCCGAAGGUGGACAAACAAAAAUUGGACAAACAUAGUAGCAUUGUUUGUAUUUUUGUCUAACAAUUAGGUUCAAGCCAGUCAGCACUGAAACAUGACCCUUUCGUCACAAUAGACAAUACUCCCCAGAUUUGGAAAAAUUACAAAGUUAGUCCUGAAGAAAGGGGGGGGGGGCCUGUAUGCCGCACUUUCUUCAUCAAUGUAGACAAAAUUGACGAUACUUUAUUUAUUAAUAGCGCCAUCAACAAAGAAGAGAUUCCUGUCACAGUCGAAAUGUGUGCAUGAUUCAGAAUGUUUUCGAUUUGGUUUCCAAGUUACUUGCGUGAGAGGCAUUUGUAUGCAUACGCCACCUGUACCAGGUAAAAAUAAAGCCCAACGUGUGGAAUCAGACUUGACCAGGGGUUGGUUGUACGAAAGACGGAUUUUUUCAACCGUUGUAAAUUGUUUGAAAAGCUAUAAAACACGAACAUGCAUCGCACAAUUAAUAAAAGCAACUUGAAUUUUGGGUUAUAUACUAGUUAACAGACAAUUCAGAAAGCUUGAAAACAUCACUAUCCGCGAAGGACAAGGGCUGUCUCCGGCAAAAAUGAUUAUAACAUUUUCUGGCCUCGAUCCCAGGGCUAGUACAUUGGGCAAAUUGACCCGAGUCUCAGUUAUAGAAGGCCAGAAAAUUUGCAACGGGUGGUCCCCAAAAGCAGCUGAGAAUUGGAGAAAUUGUGAAAUGUGAACCCCUUUCUUUUACUAGACAUGGAUAGUGAAAAUUUUUGUGACUUUUUUACUCGUCAUAGUCCGAAAAAUUUUUUGACCAUUUUUUUAGGAAUAUGGUUCGAAUAAAACAGGAUCCACUUAAAAAUUUGACGGGGGGUUACGAAUUACAAAUAAAAACACAAUACUUGAAACACCUAAACUUAAACGAUAUAUAGCACAAAAAUUUCGCCUAACUAAAUUACUUUUAUUCUACUUUUAGUUUUCCCAGACAGCGACGAAACAGAAAAGUGAUGGUC